Molecule: messenger RNA, 1604 nt
Organism: Helianthus annuus (common sunflower)
Lineage: Eukaryota; Viridiplantae; Streptophyta; Magnoliopsida; Asterales; Asteraceae
Product: cold-responsive protein kinase 1
Exons: 8
Coding region: 275-1447 (390 amino acids)
Biological process (GO): protein phosphorylation
Molecular function (GO): protein kinase activity; ATP binding
Source: RefSeq, a predicted model, not a curated record
UUCUUCCUUCUUCUUUCUCUCUUCACACAAUCACACCUGCAAAAUUCAAUACUAUAUAUAUAAAUUCGCAUUAAUUCUUCUUCACGUAUCUUAUAUUCUUUCAUUCUUCUGCUGUAUAUAGCUGACAAAACUACACAUCGUCUCUUAAUUCUACAUAUUUUGAUCCAUUUGCAACUUAUUUGAAGAACUCGAGCAGAAUUAGGGUUUCAACUAGUCAAUUGUGGCAUCACAGGCAUUUGACAUUGAUUUAUUAGUCAACAUAGAGAAUUUUACGAUGACCAUGUUCAGUUGUUGUUUUGGGAAGCGAGCUUCCCAAACAGGCGGUGGUAAUAGAGGAAACAACCUGGGAAACAACAUGGAUGUUAGUAUAGAACUUUUGGAUGUUGAGAAUAUGAGAGCGUAUACAUACAAAGAUUUGCGAGUUGCUACGCAAGAUUUUAGUCCAGAAAAUAAGAUAGGGCAGGGGGGUUUUGGUUCCGUUUACAAGGGGACGCUAAAAGACGGCUUAUUAGUUGCUAUAAAAGUUCUCUCAGCCAGUUCAAGUCAGGGCUUGAAGGAAUUCUUGACCGAAAUAACUGUUAUUUCCGAUAUACAACACGAAAACCUAGUAAAACUGCACGGUUAUUGUGUGGAUGGAGAUCAUAGAAUCUUGGUCUACGGUUACCUUAAAAACGGUAGUCUAGAUCGUACCCUACUAGGAAGUGGUCAUUGUAGCAUUGAUUUCACAUGGGAAAUUAGAAAGAAGAUAUGCAUAGGUGUUGCAAAGGGGCUUGCUUAUCUUCAUGAGGAAGUGCAGCCUCAUGUUAUUCAUAGGGAUAUUAAGGCGAGUAAUAUUUUGCUUGAUGAAGAUUUUACACCGAAGAUUUCGGAUUUUGGUCUAGCGAAGCUUUUCCCAUCGCAUUUGACGCAUAUUAGCACGCGUAUUGCCGGAACUCAAGGCUAUUUGGCCCCAGAGUAUGCAAUGAGAGGCCAGUUGACUAGAAAAGCCGACAUCUACAGUUUCGGUGUUUUGCUUUUGGAGAUUGUUUGUGGAAGACCGAACCAAAACCGAUGGUUACCUGUUGAUGAACAAUAUCUGCUAGAAAGGGUAUGGCAGCAAUAUCGGGAAGGGGAGUUGGAAAGCUUGGUGGAUACUUUAAUGAAAGACGUUGAUAUGUAUGAAGCGUGUCGAUACUUAAAAAUCGGUCUUCUUUGCGCCCAAAGUCUACCCAAAAGCCGACCAUCCAUGUCAAAUGUCUUGAAAAUGUUAAACGAUGAACUUGAUAUUAGUGAAAAGGAUUUAGCCGACCCCGGACUAUUGUCUGAGUUAAUGGAUUAUAAAACCGGGAAAAACAACACUUCAGGUACAUCGUCUAGUGGCUCGGGAAAUCAUGAUGAUUCGAGGUCCUACGGAAACAUGACAACAUCGAAUGCUAAUAUGACCUUCACAACAAUCACUGAAAGAUGAUUGUAAAAGUAGGUUGAUAUUAAAUUAAAGUAUUGUAUAUAUAUAUAUAUAGAAAAUGCAAACAUCAGUGUUGGCAUUUUAUUAUUUUGUUUCAUUCAAGAUUUUUGGUUGUAAACGUUUAGAUAAUUUUUUCAGAGAGUUGUGAUGUUUCCAUUUA